GCAUUUUUGACGUCUUCCCAAGCCAACCUCCAUCAUUGAUGAUCCCUAGCCAAUCUAGCCAUACAUAAUUCAAUACGUUGUACGUACGUACCUACCUACCUACCUACCUACCUACCUACCUACCUAACUUAUACCUAUUCCAUGUGCUUAAGCAUCGUCUAAGCUCUUGUCCACUUCCUCCUCUCUUCUCUUUGCUUCUCUUUGCUUUGCUUUUCUUGUAUGUGUGUGUGUGUGUGUGCGUGCCCUUGCGCUUCCCUUGACUCGAUACACAAUUCUUGAUCUGGAUCUGGAUCUGGAUCAGGUCUUAACUACUACAACUAGUUAUUAGUCUAGGUACAUUAUCCACCACACGUAAUAAUCCUUGCAUCUUGAACAUACAAAUCUUUACCGUUCAUUUUAACUCUCGCGUCUUCCUCUGCGGCUCCAACGAUUUCUAGGAGCCUCUUGCUAUCACGAGCUGAUUUGUAUAGGCUGGGCUAUAAUGCAAUGUCAACCUCCUAGUAUACCGUGAAAGCGACGGUCUCUUUGCCUAAACCUACAUAAUGUCUCAUAUCGUGGAUAUCCACCCAUCCGUCCCUCGACUACAACCCUUUGGCGUUAAUAAUCCAUCAAAUGGUAAGCGGCAGACGAGUGCCACCCCCCUCUCCCGGGCCCUAGACGGUUUCCUCUACCUCAAAGAUGGCCUUACGCACAGUGAGAGAACGGAAAAGAGGCAACUCGAGGAACGCAAACAAAUAUUAUCAGCACGCUUACAGGGAGCUGAAUCAUAUGGAGAAUGGGACGCAGCAGCACAUGAGUUAGACGUGCUUGAGGGCAACGAGGAAUGGAAAGUCGAUACGUCGAGUGGUGACUACAACCCCGUCCUUCUUGAAGCACGUCUGCGAGAGCUCGACUGUGCCCGGCAUAAGGGUGAUAGGCGAGCUAUGAUGCACAUCAUCCGAACGGCCCUCUCACGCGACCUGGGCGGCAUGGGCAAUAUUGACUUGUACCGCCAUUCUUAUUGCGGUACUAAAAAGCUGAUCGAGCAAUACGUGGAUUCUACACUACAGACAAUUACGACUCUUGUAGAGCAGAGCCCGCAUCAUAUACCAGAUGACUUGGAGCCCAAGGACUUGUUAGAUGCGAUGCUCUAUGCUCGCCAGAGCUUCGGCCGAAGCGCCCUUCUCCUCAGCGGCGGAGGUACUUUCGGAAUGACUCAUAUUGGCGUCUUGAAGUCGAUGUUUGAGGCAAGAUUACUGCCACGUAUCAUCUCAGGCGCAUCGGCCGGUUCUAUUAUCUGUUCUGUAGUCUGCACAAGAACGGACGACGAGAUUCCACAGUUAAUGGAAGAGUUCCCCCACGGUGAUCUAGCCGUAUUCGAAGAAGACGGUAAUGGGGAUGGUCUCAUUGGACAUCUCAAAAGAUUACUUACCGAAGGCAACUGGUCUGAUAUCAAACAUCUCACUCGCGUGAUGCGUGACUUGCUAGGCGACAUCACAUUUCAAGAAGCUUACAACCGCACGAGAAGGAUCUGCAAUAUAUGCGUCUCCUCGGCUUCUAUAUACGAGUUACCCCGACUACUCAACUAUGUCACAGCGCCUAACGUUAUGGUCUGGUCCGCCGUCGCAGCAUCCUGCUCAGUUCCUCUGGUUUUCAGCGCUGCACCGCUACUCGUCAAGAACCCGCUGACAGGCGAGCAUAGUACAUGGAAUCCCACUCCGCAAAUGUGGAUUGAUGGUUCUGUUGACAAUGACCUUCCUAUGACGCGACUUGCCGAAAUGUUCAAUGUCAAUCACUUCAUCGUUUCGCAAGUCAAUCCCCACGUCGUUCCCUUCCUCGCCAAAGAUGACACGCCAUUUCCACCUACUGGUACGCGUCACGAAACAACACAGAAAAAUGAAUUAGACUGGAUGCACACCAUUACUUCCCUAGCCAAGAGCGAGGCCUUACAUAGGAUGCAGUUCAUGGCUGAAAUCGGCAUCUUUCCAACCCUCGUCAGCAAACUACGAUCUAUUCUCAGCCAAAAGUAUUCCGGCGAUAUUAAUAUCCUCCCGGCUAUAGGCGUCUGGGACCUUCCCAAGGUCUUAAAGAAUCCCACAACUGAGUUCAUGAUGCGCUCGUGUUUGUUAGGUGAGCGUGCGACCUGGCCCAAACUAUCUCGCAUACGCGACCGUUGUGCCAUCGAGUUGGCACUGGACCGUGCUGUUCAUUCCUUGCGAGCCCGUGUUGUAUUUAGCAAGAGUCAAGUCAACCUACGAAGGAUGGUGACCGGUUCGCUGGUGGGUUCACAAAGGGCGAGCCAUGGAUUCCUAGCACCAACUUCAACGCAUGCAAGCCCUCUGUCUUCGAAGGACAAAUUCAGAUAUCGCCACCGACGGUCGAGUGGAAGCAAUUUAUUGAACCCAUUCCAUCACGGUCUUCUUAACGAAACUCCUUACAAGAUAACAGAUGAGGAUACAGAUGAGGAAGAACGUCUUGAAAUGUCUACGCGCCAUACUCGCGCGAAGCCGAGAAUCAAGCUCAAGAAACUUUUAAAGGGGCACAUACUACAGACGGGGCCCAAAACCAGCCCUGUCUUAUUCUCGACGGUAGAUCCCGACUCUUUUGAUUUCUCUCAGCCUAUUACGCCCACUGGGACCGGCAAUGCCAAUUGCCCCCCUCCCAAAAGCGCCAUCCCCGCAAGCACCCUCUCAACCAUGUGCACGGUACUCGGCGAUGACAGUGCAGGCGAUCUAGUCACAGAGACGGCUUCCAUGACGUCGCCUCAGCAGGCAGCACAUUUCGAUGUCGAGCUAGAGACCAGCGAUUUGCACACUUCGGAUGCCGAUAUCGAAAGUCAUACAGACGAAGAGAAAACACAUUCAGCCUACAAAUUGUUAAAAUCACGCAACAGUGUUUCCCAUGAACAGCAGCAGCAGCAGCCACAGACCACUGACAACUCAAGCAUGUCCGCUACAUAAAGAACGGCCUGGCCACGUUAUGAUAAGAAUUCAGGAUCAGAAAGACUUCGGUAUAAGCCAGCUCUUCAAAUACUUACUAGGUACCUAUAUAAUCAGUAAUAGAGGCUAAGAUGCGGAUGGUGUAAACAUAACCAUGAGAUUGCGAA
Molecule: messenger RNA, 3085 nt
Organism: Hypoxylon fragiforme
Lineage: Eukaryota; Fungi; Ascomycota; Sordariomycetes; Xylariales; Hypoxylaceae
Product: patatin-domain-containing protein
Exons: 1
Coding region: 543-2939 (798 amino acids)
Biological process (GO): lipid metabolic process
Molecular function (GO): triacylglycerol lipase activity
Source: RefSeq, a predicted model, not a curated record